Messenger RNA from Anopheles darlingi, 535 nucleotides. RefSeq lists its product as uncharacterized. The transcript is spliced from 3 exons. The record is from RefSeq and is a predicted model, not a curated record. NCBI's taxonomy places the organism in Eukaryota, Metazoa, Arthropoda, Insecta, Diptera, Culicidae. The coding region runs from base 73 to 483 and encodes 136 amino acids.
CCCGCGAAAUCGUAAACAAAGUUCGGUCGAUGAUUUUUUUUGUGAAUUUUCCUCCAAAAACCGUUUUCCAAGAUGCCCAAACGCAAUGUGGCCUUCAUUAAACCGGAGGAACCGAGUUUUCUCAAGAAAAUCAAAGAACAAAUCGGCUACAGGGAGGGCCCGUCGAUAGAGGACAAGCGCGAAGCAAUAGAAAACUAUGAAGAUUCGGACGAGGAAGAGAAUGAUGAUGAAAAACCGCAAGUGGUGGUCAUCAAGGACGGCGAUCUGACCGCAGAAGAAGCCGCCAAAGCGUUUCAGGAGGAAAGCGAAAAGCCCGCCGAUUUAAACCAAAAGAUUGUCUUUAAAUCGAAAAAGUCGAAAGAAGAUAAAACGGACGAAAAGCCGAGGCCUGAGCAUAAGGCGGAUAAGAAGACGAAAAAAGCGCGGAGGAAAGAGCAACAGAGCAAACUAUCAUUUAACGAAGAUGACGAAGAAGAUAAUUAGAUUAAAGACGGAUAAGUUUUACAAAUAAAUAAGAAAAGUGCUCCAUAAAACC